Molecule: messenger RNA, 1774 nt
Organism: Periconia digitata
Lineage: Eukaryota; Fungi; Ascomycota; Dothideomycetes; Pleosporales; Periconiaceae
Source: the annotation of a GenBank genome assembly
CUUCUGUCCAUCAUUAAUAUCACCCCCAUAAUCACUCUUUAGUAACCCACUCCCAAAAUGAAGGGUGCCAUUGUCGCUGCCCUCGUUGGCUCUGCCGCCGCCGCUGUUCACAACGGUCACCAGGGAUUCCACCUCCGUCGCGAGGCUCCCAAGGACGACGGUGUAUGCUAUGUAUACACUACCGUAUAUGUGACCGCCGAUGCCACUCCCGUGCCCACUUACUCUGCGAUUGAGCCUUCGCUUGUUCCUGGAUACACACCUCCCUCUUCGAAGCCAGCUCCUCCAGCUGUUUCCUCGUCGUCGGUGCCCGUCUACGUCCCUGCGCCAGAACCAUCUGUGUCCAAGCACGAGGUUCCAACCUACGCGCCUGUGCCGCCUCCUUCUUCCAAGCCGGAACCUCCACCAUCCAGCUCCAAGCCCCCACCUCCACCUGCAAGCUCGUCGAAGCCCGCCCCUCCCCCCGCGAGCUCUUCUAAGCCUGCUCCUGCACCAAACUCUUCCAAGAGCGAGGAGGCCCCCAAGCCCAAGCCCACCUCUGGUGGCAGCGGAUAUGGCGCCAACAUUGUCCCCAACGGAAACAAGUGGUCCAUCACCUACACUCCCUACGCCAAGGAUGGAAACUGCAUGACUGCCGACAAGAUCCAAUCCGACAUUGCCCGCAUUGCUAAGCUCCAGUACACCACCAUCCGUGUCUACAGCGUCGACUGCGGUGUUUUCGAGAACGUCGUUCCCGCUGCUACCAAGCACGGUCUCAAGAUCAUCUACGGCAUCUUCCUCGAUGCCAACAAGGGCCCUGGUUCCCCUGGUGCCAACGAGCAGCUUGAUGCCAUCAUCAAGAACGCCCCCAAGGACAGCUUCGCCAUGUUGAUUGUCGGUAACGAGUACAUGUCCGGCCACGGUGGCUCCGUCGAUGCUCUCGCUCCCUACGUCAAGCAGUGCAAGGAGAAGCUCGUCGGCGCUGGCUUCCCCUCCACCAUCCCUGUCACCACCACCGAGACCGUUGGCGCUCUCGAGCAGUACGGCAAGAAGCUCUGCGGUGUCAUUGAUGUUCUCGCUGCCCAGGUCCACCCCUUCUUCGACGGUGCCAUCACCGCUUCCGGCGCUGGUGAGUUUGCCGCCAAGCAGCUCGAGCAGGCCGCCAAGGUGUGCCCCGAGGCUGCCGCCCGUGGCAAGUACAUCACCGAGAUCGGAUGGCCCAACGGCGGCAACGCCAACGGUGCCGCCAUUCCCGGCUCCAAGGAGCAGAAGGAAGCCAUCUCCAGCAUCAUCAAGGCCGUCGGAGACCACGCUACCCUCUUCUCCUACCAGGACGACCCCUGGAAGGCCCCUGGCAGCUACGGUGUCGAGCAGAAGUUCGGUUGUGCCGACAUUUUGUAAACACUGAUCACUUCGGCCGGGUUGCUUGAAAGAGUUGGGUCCUACGAACGUGAAGGGGUUUCGAAUCGCAUCGUGACGAGUUUUGGUGGUACCUUUGUCGACCCGCCGUCGCUGUACGAUUAGUAUACCGCCCCUUCCGUUCAUGUCAAAUAUGUGAUUUUGUGUAAUUACGUUUCUCAUGCGUCUAUGCUCCUGUUCAUCUUUCUCUUGUCGUAGCCAUAAGAAAUUUAGUGUAUAAUUCAUCAUACCUCGACUUGCCCUCUGCUCUGCUCUGAUUACGCCCUGAUUGAUGUUACUUGCUAUUGUAGUUUCGUAGGUUGUAAGACGCGAAUGCGGAGUUUGCGGGUGGCUUAUAUGCAAAAUGUGUACAUCCGUCCAAUUAAGUCGGUGGCUUUUU